AUGGAAAAAAACCUUCUGGGCCUCGAUGUCAUCAACUCUAACUGUGCCAUAUUAGAUUUGUGCAAUUUUAAACUCGCCUUCCAUGAGUACGUUCCAGAUCUCCCUCUAAGUGUUCCCAGGACAACAGUGAAUGUUGAAGGCCAAGACACAGAAUUGAAGGUCGACACAGGCUGCGAACCUGUCAUAAUAGGGCCCCUGAGUUUAGCGAAGCAACUAUAUCUACAUUUGGUACCUAUGGAUAUAGAAAUCUUAGGGGUUGGAUAUACAACCUCCGUUAAAUACGUAGCCAAAGACCUGUGCAUUAAGGGGAAUGGCCAGAUGAUUCACUGCAGGUACACAGUGUCACCCGAAGAGACCCCGGAGUGGAGUUCAGGUUCCUAUAUUGGAGUAAAACUCUUUUAUGGAACCCAGAUGCAGUUUAACCCGGACGGCACGUUUGAAUAUGAGUUCAUUGUCAAAGAAAAUUGGGCAGUAUCGCAACGCAGGAAAAACAUGGCAAUGGCCGAGGAAAGCAAGAAUAAGGAAAGUAAGGAGGAGAAGGACCAGCAAUCCGACGAAGAUGAACACGUCGCCACCGAGGAGGCUGCAGAAGGCGAGGCUGCAGAAGACGAGGCUGCAGAAGGCGAGGCUGCAGAACUCCAUCAGGACUGA
This is a messenger RNA of Penaeus monodon (black tiger shrimp), 651 nucleotides long. Its product is annotated as histone chaperone ASF1-like. The coding region runs from base 1 to 651 and encodes 216 amino acids. The transcript has a single exon. The record is from RefSeq and is a predicted model, not a curated record. Lineage: Eukaryota; Metazoa; Arthropoda; Malacostraca; Decapoda; Penaeidae.